AUGGCGCUGAUCGCCCCUUCCUCCUGCAAAAUUGCUGGGUUUCCGAAGCCGGGUCAAAGCAGGAAUAACGGUGGUGUUGAAGAGAUGGGCACGAAACUAGAUGUACUUGGUCUUCUCUACUCCAUCUUCGAUGUAUGCUACCCAACCUGCUCGUUUCCUCCUGUCUCCUCUUCGAUUACAAAUCUCAUAUGGUUCCAUACAUUUCUCAUGGAACUCCACCAGCGAUCGGGACAAUUGGAGAAGAACUGUCGCUCGUUGGAAUCAAAUCAAGGAAAGACGGGAACGAAGAUGAUUAUGGAAAAUCUUGCUAUAAUACAUAGUACGGAAAUGUUCGUCCGCCUAACGCAAAUUCCCACGAACAAUCCUGUAUCCGGUGAACCUCAAAAUUAA
Molecule: messenger RNA, 390 nt
Organism: Necator americanus (New World hookworm)
Lineage: Eukaryota; Metazoa; Nematoda; Chromadorea; Rhabditida; Ancylostomatidae
Exons: 3
Coding region: 1-390 (129 amino acids)
Source: RefSeq, a predicted model, not a curated record